This is a messenger RNA of Anopheles cruzii, 584 nucleotides long. RefSeq lists its product as uncharacterized. Gene Ontology annotation, molecular function: structural constituent of ribosome. Lineage: Eukaryota; Metazoa; Arthropoda; Insecta; Diptera; Culicidae. Gene Ontology annotation, biological process: mitochondrial translation. The transcript has 2 exons. Gene Ontology annotation, cellular component: mitochondrion; mitochondrial small ribosomal subunit. Bases 26 to 577 code for a protein of 183 amino acids. The record is from RefSeq and is a predicted model, not a curated record.
CCUUCCCUCGGUUUACGAAAUUAACAUGUCCACGAUAAAGUACAUUGGCCGCACGAAUGAUUUCCGCGGCAAGACGCUAUGGGAAAUUGUUGGAAACCUGAAAAACUUUGGCGUUGGCCGCGUUGUCGUACGCAGCAUGUUUGAGCGCUAUCCGGAACCAAGUUUUAUGAGAAUCGUCAAAGUGGAAGCCCUUCCGGAUGAGAAACCGGAGCGUAAAGUGCGUGUAACCGUUGAGAAGACGUUCCGCGGACGCACCUAUCCCAAACUGGUGGAGGUGGAAAGCACGUCGUAUAAAGCCGAUUAUCGGUUGCUUGCGAAACACGAAGAGAAAUCGUACUGCAAGCUGGUGGAGCGCCAGGAAAAGAUUUUCCCGCGAGAAAUUGAGCUGCCCCCGCUACUGAGGGAGUUUGUGACACGCGAAACGGGCAAACCGGCCCCCAUGAUACCGAUCCGAUUGAAAGAUGGUCGAGAAAACCGAUAUAGAGUGGCGAAGGAAGGUGAACAACCCACCGUUCCGGUAACGAUGAACCUCGGUAAACCAGCGAGUCCGAGUUUAUAUGCCAACUGUGAACUGUGAAAGGCAA